Molecule: messenger RNA, 1399 nt
Organism: Arabidopsis thaliana (thale cress)
Lineage: Eukaryota; Viridiplantae; Streptophyta; Magnoliopsida; Brassicales; Brassicaceae
Product: S-adenosyl-L-methionine-dependent methyltransferases superfamily protein
Exons: 3
Coding region: 190-1161 (323 amino acids)
Molecular function (GO): S-adenosylmethionine-dependent methyltransferase activity
Source: RefSeq, marked reviewed
GUCUUAAACGACGUCUUAGGAAGGACUUGCAGUGAAACUUUACCUCACGCCAAGUUGGACUUGGUUAAACUUUUUCAUAAUAUAUUAAUAGAAACAAGACUAUUCAAGACUCGAGAGAGUUUAAAUAGAAAACGAAUUAGUUGUGUAUUCAAACCAAGGAAAGAAAACGAGAGAGGUACGUAGAAGAAAAUGGCUGCCUUAUCAGAGAAAGAGGCUGAAGCUUAUCUCGACGCAAGGCCUAGAUAUCCGAUCGAUUGGUUUAAGAAAAUUGCCGCACGGACACAGGACCACAAAUUUGCUUGGGAUGUUGGAACUGGUAAUGGUCAGGCUGCUAUUGGGCUUGUGGAGCAUUACGAGAAUGUAGUGGCUACCGAUAUAAACGAAGCACAACUUCAACGAGCAAUCAAACACUCAAGAAUCAGUUACCAUCACACUCCAACAACGAUAUCAGAAGAUGAGAUGGUGGAUCUACUCGGGGGAGAAAACUCCGUGGAUCUCAUAGUUGCUGCUCAAGCUGUCCAUUUCUUCGACCUCAACGUAUUUUACAAUGUUGCAAAACGUGUUCUUCGUAAAGAAGGAGGCCUAAUCGCCGUUUGGGUAUACAACGAUAUCAUUAUCUCGCAUGAGAUCGAUCCCAUAAUGAAGCGCCUUGUCGACUCUACUCUACCUUUUAGAACUCCUAUUAUGAAUUUAGCAUUUGACGGUUACAAGACAUUGACAUUUCCUUUUGAGACCAUAGGGAUGGGUUCCGAAGGAAAGCCUAUUACUCUAGACAUUCCGCAUAAACUUUCGCUUAAAGGGUUUAUAGGGUUCUUGAGAUCGUGGCAGCCCGCGAUGAAGGCUAAGGAAAAAGGAGUAGAGCUUAUAAAUGAAGAUCUAAUAACCAAAUUUGAGGAGGCUUGGGGUGAUGAAACCCAAGUGAAAGAUGUUUUCUACAAGGCUCACAUGAUUGUUGGAAAAAUUCCGGAAGAAAAAUUCGAAUCUGAUCAAGUACUGUCUAACAAAGGUCGUCUCUUGCUUGAAACGGAGGUUGGGAGAAACCAGAAAAGACCACAACCAUCCGAUGAAGGAGACAGACAAAGUAAGAAACAAAAUACAAGUGAAGAUGACGCAUGCAAAGAUAAACCAUCGUCAGUUUUUAGUACUCAUUACAGGUUUUAACCAAAAAUAGAUAUUAAACCAUUUGAGAAAGCAAUAACUCUUAUUUGGAUAUCAGUUCAUUAUUCCGUAUUAAAGCCGUUGGUUUUUGUACAACUGAGUAAUAAAGUUCAUGUUGAGUAUGUCAAUUAUUGGAUUUGGGAGUUCCAAAGAAAAUUUUGAAGACUUUAUGUAAAAUGGAAACAUCUGGUGGCGAAAAGAAAUGAAAAUUGGAGUUUCCAUUCACCAUACACAAAACAAA